Molecule: messenger RNA, 755 nt
Organism: Cetraspora pellucida
Lineage: Eukaryota; Fungi; Glomeromycota; Glomeromycetes; Diversisporales; Gigasporaceae
Source: the annotation of a GenBank genome assembly
AUGCCCAAACUUGCAAACAUUAAAAAACUACAGAAAGAAAGAGCUGAGGUAGCUUGUUCUGUGCUUACAAAUUAUGUUAACCUUGAUUCAAGUGAAGAGUAUGUUGAUUCCAGCGUUAAUUCUAAUGAAAGUUCAGAUAAGAAUUUUGAGCUAAAUGAUCAUAACCAAGUGAAUUCAAUCAUCGAAGAUGCUGAAGACUUUCAAAGUCAAGAAUAUCAGGAUGAGAAAAACUUAAAUAAAGAAUUGGGUGGAAACUUGAAUAAAGAAUUGGAUGAAGAAACAAAAAAAAUCCAUAACGCAAUUAAGUUCGUCGACAAUGUAAUGAGAGAAAAAACACUUUUCAAAACCGAAGAGGCACAUUACACAGCAGUAAUCUACUUUUAUAGAUUGCAUCUAAAAGGUCAAAAAAAAAUGGAUGCAGCUAAAGUAGUUUCCGAUAUGAUUGAUGGUAGGCCAUGGCUUGCUAAAUGUAUAAGAAAGUAUGCGAAUAUCUGCAUGAAGAAGGAAUUAAUCCAACCAGACCUUCGAGAAAGAUCCCUCUUAAAAAGCUUGCUUCAUGAGAAUUGUUGGCUUGAACGACUUAUGUCUAAGUGGGUUGACCCAGAAUGUAGGAUAAGAACCUACUCAGAUUUGGAAAGUAGUAAAAAGGAGCAUGUAUGGGUUUUGGGUGCAAAUCAAGAUGGUUAUUGGGAUUCCAAAAAACUUCUCGAGCAAGUUAGAAAGGCAGUUAACAUUUUUGAACAGACACACCUGAG